Molecule: messenger RNA, 1182 nt
Organism: Mizuhopecten yessoensis (Yesso scallop)
Lineage: Eukaryota; Metazoa; Mollusca; Bivalvia; Pectinida; Pectinidae
Exons: 4
Coding region: 139-552 (137 amino acids)
Source: RefSeq, a predicted model, not a curated record
CGCGAAAUCAAAUAUAUAAACAAUGAACAGGUGCUCUCUUGUUAAAAUGUUAUGAAAACACGUCAAAGUUAUGCUUAAAAGCAAUAUACAUACAUCAUUCGUUCAUUUAAUAGUUACCAAUACUCGGCAUCCUUCAUCAUGUUUGCAUCGGCGGGCAAAAGGAAGUAUCCUUUCUUGAAUCAAGAGAUUUGUCACCAAGCGGCAAAUGUCCAACAUCGCAUCUUAACGGAUUCACAACAUUUUCUACCGAAAAGGGUUUGCAUUGGUAACCAGCUGGAGAGUAGUAACCAAGUACGUCUGACAACAAUCCGAGAGGAGAUUUAUAACUCGAUGCAAAUGAAUCGCACCAAUACGGCUGUCAAUCAACACCAAACUACACACAUUGGACAAACCACAGACAACUGUUCAAUGGAGACCAGUCCUGAAGAGCAGCACUAUGUCAACAAUAAUCUCAACAAUAACAGUAUGUGUGAGGGUAACAGACAGCAGAGCGUUAGAUGUACGCGCUGUGAGGCCGGUCAGGGGGGACAUUUUCAACACAUAUUUCAAUGAUCCUGUAUUGAUGUGAGGAUCUGGGAUAUACACAAAAGUGCCAUGGUACUACGGUGUACUAAUUCAGGGGAAAACUCCUCGCAGGCGAAGAUCACGUCUUUCUCUGCUGUAUACUUAGCAAGCAUGGAGACAGCUUGUGCAUGUCAAAUAUCAUGCAUUUUAAUAUAUUUUUAAAACUUUUAAAUUGAAAAUAAAUUGUUACCCAUCUUUAAAAUGAAAAAAAAGCAUAAUGCAGUGAUUUAUGGACACAAACAUUUGAGUCCUAGACCCCUCUGAGUUUCCUGUCACAUUCAUUGUUUUCUGAGAUACCACUGAAUCUGUUAGUUAAUGAUACUCAUCAAAAUUUUGAAAAUGAUCCUCAGAAAAGUAACUAGUUUUGUAAUCUCUGAACCACUUUACAAUGCCUGAAUUGUCAAGUUUAGAGACGGUAUCUUCCAAUAUUGAAUAUUGAAUAGCUCAAUUGAGUUUUGUUGCUUUCAAUAGUUUCUAUGUUAAUAAUAAUUUAUUAUUUCUAGUUUCUACUUAUAAUCAUGAAGUUAACGAUUCAAGUUGAUGAACAAAUAUAUAGUUAAAAAUUCAAGUUGAUGAAAAAAUAUAUAGUUAAAAAAUCAAGUUGAUGAAAAAAUAUAU